UGCCACGUCUGUAAGUUUGCGCAUGCGUACGAGCCGGAAGACACGACAGACGUCUGCGAUGGAGUACUUCCGAAAAUAUCUAGGGGCACCACAAGAAGGUGGUCAACCCACUGGAGCUGAAACGGUUGAGAGACUUGUAGACAGAGUUCAGUCUUCCACAUUACUAGAUGACCGCAGGGAUGCUGUUCGAGCACUCAAAGCCAUGUCUAAGAAAUUCAGACUGGAGGUUGGUACACAAGGAAUGGAUAUCCUGACAAAGACUUUAGAAACAGACAGAGGUGAUGCUGAAAUCACAGGCUAUGCACUUGAUGCCCUUUGCAAUAUUUUGUCGAAUGAACCACUGGAUGAUGAUGAAGAAGAGAUGCAGGAAAAUGUUCCGGAUGACUUAGGAAACCAAUUUACAGAAAUAUUUAUUAAGAAAACAGACAAUGUGCCUGCACUAUUGUCACUAUUGGAGGAGUAUGAUUUCCACAUCCGUUGGCCAACUGUGCGACUACUCACAAUUCUAUUAACGAAUAAAGGCAAAGACUUGCAGGAAAUUAUCCUAGUCAGUCCCAUGGGCGUGUCCAAACUUAUGGACCUGUUGUCCGACAGCAGAGAAAUCAUCCGCAAUGAUGCACUUCUACUACUAAUUCAGCUGACCAAGAACAAUGCUAACUUGCAGAAGAUUGUUGCUUUUGAAAAUGCAUUUGAGAGACUGUUUGAUGUGAUUGCUGAAGAAGGUGACAGUGAUGGAGGUAUCGUAGUAGAGGACUGUCUUAUUUUGCUGUUGAAUCUACUGAAGAAUAAUGCAUCAAACCAGAAUUUCUUCCGUGAGAGCAGCUUCAUACAGAGAUUAUCACCUUUCUUCAAUCUGAAAUCUGACCAACAAGCAUCACAGCCUGGUUGGUCAGCACAAAAAGUCACCAACAUACACAAAAUGUUACAGUUGGUCCGUACACUGGUGUCUCCUAACAGUCCACAACAGCAGAUGUCAGCAUGCCAAAGAUCAAUGUUUCAAUGUGGUUUAGUACAGCAGCUGUGUACCAUACUGAUGGCUAGUGGAGUGCCUGCUGAUGUCCUAACUGAGACGAUUAACACUGUAGCAGAGGUGAUCAGAGGCAAUCCUCAAAAUCAAGAGUACUUUGCCUCGGUGAUGGCUCCAUCAAAUCCUCCCAGACCUGCUAUUGUGGUUCUGUUGAUGUCUAUGGUGAAUGAGAAGCAACCUUUUACACUGAGGUGUGCUGUGCUCUACUGUUUCCAGUCCUUCCUAUACAGGAAUGAGAUCGGCCAAUCACAGAUAGUCCAGACACUCCUACCUACAUCCUCUGAUGCCAACACGAUAUCUGCAGGUCAGCUACUCUGUGGGGGGCUGUUUAGUGCUGAUUGUCUGUCUAACUGGUUCGCUGCAGUAGCCCUGUUACAUGCAAUCAUGGAAAACCCCACUCAGAAGGAACAACUUCUGAGGGUUCAGCUGGCUACCAGUCUGGGGAGUCCGCCUGUGUCCCUGCUACAGCAGUGCUGCAACAUACUGUCUCAGGAAGAUGCUAUGUAUGCUGAUGGUGGUAAGAUCCAGACUCGGGUUGGACUGCUGAUGCUGAUGUGUGGAUGGAUGUCUAGCUGUCCAAUUGUUGUGGCCCAUUUCCUCACGAACACAGCAAACAUACCAUUUCUGAUAACCCAGGUGUCUGCCUCAGAGAGUGACGAGAAUGAGACGCUUGUCCAGGGGCUGUGCUCAUUUUUACUUGGAAUAUGUGUCCUUGAUAAUGAUGAUCAAAAUGAAACAUUCAACAGGGCAUCUUUAAGACAGAUAAUAGAGAAGAGAAUUGGUUUAGAAUCCUUUUCUGACAAGUUAACACAGAUACCAAAGAAUGAGAGUUACACUAAGGCAGCUAAAAAACCAAAUUUCACUUACAAACAUCCAAGUGAGGUGGUAUUUGAUUUUGAAUUCACAAGAAUAUUUAAAAGUCUAGAAGUUGAUAUUUUAAAUACGGUCUCGCCUAAUGCUAAUGCUGCAGAACAAAAACAGAAAAUUGCCAAUUUACAGGAGCAUGAAAAAGUUGUUAAUCAAUACAAGGAACUCAUACAGGAGCAGGACACCCAAUUAAAAAGUGUAACUCUGGAGUUGGAACAGAUGCGUUAUCAAAAUACCACAUCCACGGGGCAGUUGAGCGAAAUACGGGAACAGGUUCAGCAACUCAAGGAUCAAAAUGCACUUCUUAAGGCUCAGAAAGGUUCUCAAGGGGCAAUGUUAGAUACAAAGAAAGACGAUGACCUCAAAAAUCUUCAGGAAGAAUUAGAAAGGCUAAAGUUAAAUGUAACUGAGAAAGAAACAGCAAUAGAAAAAUUGAAGGGAGAUCUGACAGUGUCCGAUGCUAAGGUGCUGGCAUAUCAGACAGCCGGGGAGGAGGACAAGGAGAACAACCCAAGUGAGGUGGCUGUGUUACAGGCAACAGUUAACAGAAUCAAGUGUGAUCUCCAGGAGGCCCAACACAUGGUGACAGAGAGAGAUGCAGAAGUGUCCCGACUCACAACUCUACACAGCGAAGCACAGAAACAGAUAGAAUGUCUGAAUCAAACGAAAAAUGAAACUUCAAGUCAAGUAACUGGAGGAGGAGAUACAGUUUUACUGAAAGAAGAAGUUCAAAAACUUUCCAAUGAAAAAUCAGCAUUACAGGAGAGAUUAACAAAGGCCAAUGAGGAAAGUCUUAAUCUUAUAGACAAAGCUAAUAAAGCUCAUGAGGAGACCAAAAAAGUUGCAAAGGAAAAGAGUGAGGUCGAAGAAGAAUUGGAUAACCUUAAAAAAGAACAAGAAGAUUUGUUAGUUUUAUUAGCAGACCAGGACACUAAAAUAGAUGCAUACAAGACCAGGUUAAAAGAGCUAGGAGAACAGGUGGAGGAAGAUGAUGAUGAUGAUGAUUUAGGAGAUGAAGAUUUAGAUGAAGAUGACGACUGAAAAAAGUACAUGUAUAUAAAAUUUGAAGUUGUAUUACUCAGUGCCUUGAGUACUGCAAUAAAACCUGUGAUACAAAUGAUGGAACUCUAUGGAUCCCCUGACAUCAGGAGUAAACCUACAAAUUCCCAGACUUCAGGGAUAAAACCCUGUGGUACAGUUGAUUGAACUCUAGAUCCCCCAACAUCAGGGGUAAACCUACAAAUCCCUGGACAUCAGGUCUAAAACCCUGUGAUACAGUUGACGGAACUCUUGGAUCAUCAGACAUCAGAAGUAAUAGCAGUUGAUUGAACUCUACAGAUUUCCAGACAUUUGGGAUAACACUCUGUGAUACAGUCGACAAAACUCUGGAUCCCCAGACAUCAGGGGUAACACCCUGUGAUACAGUUAAUGGAACUUUUAUGGAUGACCCAGUUGGUUCAGUCCUGGAAAUGGAGUCUGCUUCCUUGUGUGAUUUGCUUGAAUGUAGACAAUUCUUAGGACAUGAACAAUGGAGCUGAUCAUUUGGCAAUAAUCAUAAACACCAAUUUGUCUAUUUUUUUUAAAAUAUGUGUUGCAGAUCAUAACUUGUACAUGUAAAUUUGAAUUGCCACAUUAUUCUAUUAUAGAGAGGAACGCUCAGUAUCUGUCACACUGAAUAAUCAUGAUCUAAUCAUGUGGUUUGUCAAGGAUCAAGUUUUGGGAAUAGAAGGUAUAAAUAUAAUGAGUGAUUUUUGUAACGGAUAUUUUGUCAUUCUGUACUUGGAAAGCAAUGAAUUCAUUUAAUAGUACUAGAAAAUAUUUAAUAUUUGUGCAAUCUGUUGUUUUUUGUUUGAAUAUUGUGAAUUUCUUCUUUUUUUUCUCAAUUAAAUCCAUGAAAUUUCUGCAGAAAAAGUACUCUUUCAUUUAAAAAUUAGUAAGUUGUUUUUGCAUCAACUGAAAUUGAAGUUUUGUUUUAAUAGUAAUUAAAAUUAUACUUUAUAAAUCAUUUUUUGGUACAUUGAAAAAAUAGCAAUCCUUGUGAAACAGACACAACUUUCAUAAGAAUGUGUUUACAUGUGACUUUGUUUCCCAAUAUAUGUACACCAUGUACACAAUAGAAAGGAGAACCCGAGGAAAAACAGACAUACUGAGAUUGAGAUUUCAAUAUUAUUUUUUGACAUAAUGUCAACUGCCACCCGGCCAUAUUUUUACAUUUGUAUUGGACCAGUGUGACCUGUGACCUUAUAUACUAUUGCCCUACACAACGACAGGCAGCAUCUUGGAGAAUUGUCUCGGAGAAUCAUGUUGUUUAUUUAUUAUUUACUGUAUGAUAUAUGCAGUGUUGUUGAGUUUCCGUGAGGAUUGGAAUAGUGAAGCUGUUUUGAUAUGAAGUAUACUAAUUGUGUGAAGAUCUAGAUUGGACAUAGAUGAGUUGUGAAACAGAAGAUUAUGAAUACUAGCUUCAGGUGUCUUUAAAUAAUGUCUACUGCGUUUCCUAUUUGGCAGUUUUAUCUGCAAAAGAUUUCUGACAAUGACAUUGUAUUGCAAGUAGAUUGAUCUAUAAAUCAGUCAGAUUAUAUGGUCCUGCAGGGAUGUUGGAUUAGACAGCAUGCCCUGUGUAUAUUUAUUUAUACAAAUGAGAAAUUAAUUUUGCAUCUAGUUCGAAACUCCUUCCAAGGAAUAAAUCGAUACCAGUAUUAUGAAUUAAAAGGAAAAUGAUUGGAAACAUUAAGAAAAUCAAAGAAGUCUAUUUAAGAUAUAUAUCUUUUUCAGAUAUGGUGUCAUGUUUAUUUUCUCUGAAGUGUGAUUUUUCUUGCUUGCCUCCGAGGCAAGAUUUCCCUGUUCCAAAAUAUGGUUAGAAAAGAACUACAAACACUGAAGAAAAACAAGUGUCCACCCCAGAUGGACGAGAUGUUUGUUGUAAUGGUUCAAUAUCUAGCUUUCCAAUACAGUGCAUAAUUGUGAAUAUGAAAUGUGUGAUGCUUACCAGUGCUAUGUUAUGUGUAGUUUGUUUGGCUGUGAGUAGAUUGUAGUGUGCUUUAGAAUCGGGGGGAAAAUUGCCCUGUUGUUCUAUGUAAUAUGUUAAAUUAAAUGUAGGAAACAUGUCUUAUAUACAAGAUUUCAUAUUCAGGCUUUAUCCUUCAUUGAUGUAGGUAAUGAAUGCUAUUGCCAAGAAAAAACCAAUGUGUGAGCAGUAUUAAGAAGCACAAUAUUAUUAAUCUGUUGCAUAAAAAAAUACUGGUUAUGAAAAAAGAUGGACAUGAGGCACUUUAUUAUUCUAAUGUCUUUAGAAGUAUACUUUUAAAAAGCUUGUGUAUAGGACAGUGAUGGACCUCUAAACAUAUCAAAAGGUAAUACUUAAACUUCUUUUGAAUUUUAAUCAAUAAUUAAUAAAUAUGUUGAUUAGAAACCUUAAAUCAAUAACUUCCACAUUAAAGUGGAAUACGUAAAAUUUAUUUCUAUUACAAGACAGAUGCACCUGUAUGUAUUUGCAUCAAAAUUAAAAAAUAUCAGAAACCUACAUGAUAAAUUACCAGUUCUGUUCACAGAUUUAGUGAUUACUAGUAAAAACAGAAUAGACAAAAGCAGACAUAAAAAAUAAUUCAAAACCACUUUGUCGUCUACAUAAUUGACUCGACUAAUGUGUAGAUUUUGGUUAUACAAAAUGUAUACCAGAAAGUGCAUGGGUGUCAUGAAAGAUUUUAUAUGCAGUAACUUGGUGUUCAACCUCUGAAUAGUGAAGGCAACUAGCCAACUGGAAGUUAUUUUACAUUAUUUUUUAUCCACCAUGUCACCAGUGUAAUCAUUAUAGGCAUAAUUGUGGGAAGAUAUAUACAUGGGAGAUAAUUCUAAUUAUGGGUAUGAAUGGUUGAGAGUUGUAUGUGUAAGUCAGUUUGAAUAGUGGUGAAUUUGAGGGUUUCUUGUAAAGUUUUAAUGCACAGAUCAUGUUGAUUUUAAAAUAAUGCCUUGUAUAUAUCAUUAACCUAUACAAUGGUUGUUUAAAACUUGAUAUAGAUAAUAAAAUUUAUUACCUAAGGUAUGUUAAACAUA
Molecule: messenger RNA, 5944 nt
Organism: Pecten maximus
Lineage: Eukaryota; Metazoa; Mollusca; Bivalvia; Pectinida; Pectinidae
Product: general vesicular transport factor p115-like
Exons: 24
Coding region: 23-2935 (970 amino acids)
Biological process (GO): intracellular protein transport; endoplasmic reticulum to Golgi vesicle-mediated transport; transcytosis
Cellular component (GO): Golgi membrane; cytoplasm; endoplasmic reticulum
Source: RefSeq, a predicted model, not a curated record